Messenger RNA from Sceloporus undulatus (fence lizard), 975 nucleotides. RefSeq names its product N-terminal glutamine amidase 1 (gene NTAQ1). Lineage: Eukaryota; Metazoa; Chordata; Lepidosauria; Squamata; Phrynosomatidae. The record is from RefSeq and is a predicted model, not a curated record. Gene Ontology annotation, cellular component: nucleus; cytosol. Bases 145 to 822 code for a protein of 225 amino acids. Gene Ontology annotation, molecular function: protein-N-terminal asparagine amidohydrolase activity; protein-N-terminal glutamine amidohydrolase activity. The transcript has 6 exons.
UGUUCUUUGCGCACCCCUGUCCUCUCUCUGGUCCGCUCCUCUGUUCCUGCAGCUGCUGAGUCUCCUGCUCCUUCAGGGCUGCUUUCUUUCCCUGGGAAAUGAGCCCCAGAAAGCUUCCCCAUUGCCAGGAGUGUGGGGUCCUCAAUGGAGCAGCAGGCUCUAGGGCUGGGGAGGGCCUUGGCUGGGGCCUCAGCAUCCCCCUUGGCUGCCUACCAGCCAGCUCUGCCUCUUCCUUCUGGCUGCAUCUAUACCAGCUGCUACUGUGAGGAAAAUGUUUGGAAACUUUGCGAAUAUAUCCAGAGGCAGAAUCAGUACCCUUUAGAAGAAUUUUAUGCUGUUUUCAUCUCCAAUGAUAGAAGGAUGGUGCCACUUUGGAAGCAACAAGCUGGAUGUGGAGAACAACCUGUGAUUUGGGAUUACCAUGUUAUUUUGCUUCAUGUGGCAAGUGGAGACCAGAACUUCAUUUAUGAUCUAGACACUGUGCUUCCUUUCCCCUGCCCCUUUGACACCUAUACUGAAGAGGCUUUUAAAUCAGACAGCAUUAUUAGUCCUGGAUAUCGAAGAAAAGUCAGAUUGGUUCGAGCUGAUGUGUAUCUGAGGACGUUCGCUUCUGACCGAUCCCAUAUGAAAGAUGCCAGUGGUAACUGGCUGAAGCCUCCACCUAUAUACCCGUGCAUUGAAACCGCAGACUUCAAGAUGAACCUGGACAACUUCAUCAGUAUGAAUCCAGAUGUUGGAUGGGGAUCUGUCUUUUCACUUCCUGACUUUGUGCAGGCAUUUGGCAGUCAAAGAACUAAUUUUAGUAUCCCAGGUAGGGAAUAAUUGAAGCUGAAGCAUUCAUUUUGAUGCUGAGAUCUGCCAUUCUUUUGUUUAGUAAUACGUUUUAAAGUUGGAAUAAUAUUCUUGGUUGCAUUUGGGGAAAUAAAAUAAUGUAUGUAAUGAAAAGAAAUAAAUAAUGAAAUAAAAUCUUUUUUU